Ictidomys tridecemlineatus (thirteen-lined ground squirrel) is the source of this 2498-nucleotide messenger RNA. It is a transcript of the gene Kcng3, whose product is annotated as potassium voltage-gated channel modifier subfamily G member 3. The record is from RefSeq and is a predicted model, not a curated record. Gene Ontology annotation, molecular function: delayed rectifier potassium channel activity; protein binding. Gene Ontology annotation, biological process: protein homooligomerization; potassium ion transmembrane transport; action potential. Lineage: Eukaryota; Metazoa; Chordata; Mammalia; Rodentia; Sciuridae. Gene Ontology annotation, cellular component: voltage-gated potassium channel complex; membrane.
GCGGCGCGCAGAGGGAGGUGAGCGGCGCGGAGCCGGCAGGCAAGGAGGAGGCCGGCGAGGGAGGCCCCGCCCCCGCCUCUCGGAGCCGGCUCCUCGCCGCCUCCGAACCCGCUCACUUUGCCUCUCGCCUCUGGACGGCUGCGGGGCAGCUGCCCGAGCUGCGGCGGGCGGGAGCGCCUCCCGGGACCUGGAGUCUUCCGCACGGCGCCUCCCCUCGGCGCCCGCGCCCCUCAGGGAGGACGGCGCCGCCGCCUUGGAGAGGGCACCCCGGUAUCGCAGGGGGCAUCCCCCGGCGCGAGGGGCGGCGGCGCCAACACAGACUCGUUCCCAGCCAGUGGGGCGCAGCGCUGGCGCCGGAGGGGACUCCCCGGCCACCCGCAGGUACUGCCGCGCGGAAGGCGCGCUGCUAGCAGCGACGCUGGGCUGCCGAGGAGGCUAAAGCCGAGGGGCCCCGGGCCAGUGCGGGGCAGAGAGGAGCCCCGAGGGAGAGCGGGCCCCGACGGCGCUCUCCCCAGUCUGCCGGAGGCAGGCAGGCCCCACGCGGCGGCCGGGCGACCCUUGAGCUGAGGGUCCCUAGGGCAGCCAGCCAUGACCUUCGGGCGCAGCGGGGCGGCCUCGGUGGUGCUGAACGUGGGCGGCGCCCGGUACUCGCUGUCUCGGGAGCUGCUCAAGGACUUCCCGCUACGCCGGGUGAGCCGGCUGCACGGCUGUCGCUCGGAACGCGACGUGCUCGAGGUGUGCGACGACUACGACCGUGAGCGCAACGAGUACUUUUUCGACCGGCACUCGGAGGCCUUCGGCUUCAUCCUGCUCUACGUGCGCGGCCACGGCAAGCUGCGCUUCGCGCCGCGGAUGUGCGAGCUCUCCUUCUACAAUGAGAUGAUCUACUGGGGCCUGGAGGGCGCGCACCUCGAGUACUGCUGCCAGCGCCGCCUCGACGACCGCAUGUCCGACACCUACACCUUCUACUCUGCGGAAGAACCGGGCGCGCUGGGCCGCGACGAGGUGCGACCCGGCGGGGCCGAGGCGGCUCCCUCCAGGCGCUGGCUGGAACGCAUGCGGAGGACUUUUGAGGAGCCCACGUCGUCGCUGGCCGCUCAGAUUCUGGCCAGCGUGUCCGUGGUGUUCGUGAUUGUGUCCAUGGUGGUGCUGUGCGCCAGCACGCUGCCCGACUGGCGCGCAGCAGCCGCUGACAACCGCAGCCUGGAUGACCGGAGCAGGUACUCCGCCGUCCCUGGGAGGGAGCCCUCCGGGAUAAUUGAAGCUAUCUGCAUAGGGUGGUUCACUGCAGAGUGCAUCGUGAGGUUCAUCGUCUCCAGAAACAAGUGUGAGUUUGUCAAGAGACCCCUGAACAUCAUUGACUUACUGGCAAUCACGCCAUAUUACAUCUCCGUGCUAAUGACAGUAUUUACAGGGGAGAACUCUCAGCUACAGAGGGCUGGAGUCACCUUGAGGGUGCUCAGAAUGAUGAGGAUUUUUUGGGUGAUUAAGCUUGCCCGUCACUUCAUUGGUCUUCAGACACUUGGUUUGACUCUCAAGCGAUGUUACCGAGAGAUGGUUAUGUUACUUGUCUUCAUUUGUGUUGCCAUGGCAAUCUUUAGUGCACUUUCUCAGCUUCUUGAACAUGGGUUGGACCUGGAAACAUCCAACAAGGACUUUGCCAGCAUCCCCGCUGCCUGCUGGUGGGUGAUUAUCUCUAUGACUACAGUUGGCUAUGGAGAUAUGUAUCCUAUCACAGUGCCUGGAAGAAUUCUUGGAGGAGUUUGUGUUGUCAGUGGGAUUGUUCUGUUGGCAUUACCUAUCACUUUCAUCUAUCAUAGCUUUGUGCAGUGUUAUCAUGAGCUCAAGUUUAGAUCAGCUAGAUAUAGUAGGAGCCUCUCUGCCGAGUUCCUGAAUUAAUGCAUUGCAAAUCAAUUCUUGCAUACGCUUGGUUUGAUAGAAAGAGUUGACGCUGCUUCAUAUUUAUGUGUUUCUUGCUGGGUGAGCACUGCAGGGGCAUUGGCAUCAUCUUGGUAGGAUAAAAAUUAUCCUUCCCAGCUGAAGGGAUGAAACAGUUUACUUAUUACGGAGUAAAUAGGAUUGAGGCUGCAAAGGAAGAGCAAUGAUCCUAGAGCAAACUUUAGGACUUUAUUUGGUUUCAAUUUGUCUCUUCCUUGCCUUGAACAAUUACAUAGUUCUGUUUUGUGUGUGUGUGUGUGUGUGUUUAAAGUACAUUAUUUGGACACUUUGAAACAGAAAGGUACUAUUUUUCAAAUGUUUUUCCAUCUUAGUGAAUUGUGAAGAAGCUUGGAACUUGUAGUGUUAUUUUUUGAGACUAACAUUUUCAUUUCUAAAUGUUUUAUAAUUUCUUGUAUCAAUGUCAGAAGUAUCCUGGAAACAUAUGUCACAUGCAAGAACUGUUUAACAAAUACUUUAAAAAUUUGGCCAAAAUUUAAGCUGUAUAAUGGAGCUGGAUACAAGUGUGAAUAUUAUUUGAGAACCUUUUCCAUAUUUAUCUA